Molecule: messenger RNA, 987 nt
Organism: Pezoporus flaviventris
Lineage: Eukaryota; Metazoa; Chordata; Aves; Psittaciformes; Psittacidae
Product: olfactory receptor 5AP2-like
Exons: 1
Coding region: 1-987 (328 amino acids)
Biological process (GO): G protein-coupled receptor signaling pathway; sensory perception of smell
Cellular component (GO): membrane
Molecular function (GO): olfactory receptor activity; G protein-coupled receptor activity; odorant binding
Source: RefSeq, a predicted model, not a curated record
AUGGGAGGAAAUCACACCCAGAAUAAAUUCAUCCUGUUGGGAAUUACAGACAGCCCAUAUGCACAGACUCCUCUUUUUGUCUUGUUUCUAUUGAUUUACAUUGUCACUUUGGUGGGGAACGUUGGCAUUAUCACAUUGGUGCGGGUGUCUCCCAGCCUCCACACCCCCAUGUACUUCUUCCUCACCCAUUUUGCCUUCACUGACAUCUGCUAUUCCACAGUCAUCUCCCCCAGGAUGCUGGCAGACCUGUUAUCAGAGGACAGAACCAUUUCUUUCUCUGGCUGCAUGAUGCAGUUCCUCACCUUUGCUUUUUUUAGUACUAUUGAGUGUCACCUCCUGGCCAUGAUGGCCUACGACCGACACGUUGCUAUCUGCCAGCCCCUGCUUUAUGUUACCAUCAUCUCCAGCCACAUCUGCUGGCAGCUGAUAGCAACAUCCUACCUAUUCGCCUUCCUGAGUGCCAUCAUCUACACAUGGUGCACGUUUGGAGGUUCCUUCUGCGGUCCCAACCGCAUCGACCACUUCUUCUGUGAUGAAGUUCCUGUGCUGAAGCUCAUGUGCUCUGACACUCACAGCAGUGAGAUGCUCAUCUUUGCCUUCAUCACCAUCAACGUGGUGGGCACUAGCAUGAUCAUUCUGCUCUCCUACAUCUCUAUCCUCUGCACCGUGCUGAGGAUGUGCUCAGCACAGAGCAGGGCCAGAGCCUUCCGCACCUGCGCCUCCCAUUUGAUGGCUGUUGCCUCCUUCUUUGGUACAAAGUUCUUCAUGUACCUACAACCUCCAUCUAGCCACAGGAGCCGCGAUAAGGCCGCCUCCAUCAUCUAUACCAUCAUCACCCCCAUGCUUAACCCAUUCAUCUACAGCCUGAGGAACAAGGAGGUGAAGGGGGCUCUGGUGAAGUGCAGGAGCAGGCUCUUCAACCCCUGGCAACCUAAGAAAGUUCUAUCAUCUAGCACAUGUCAACUGAGAAAGCCUAUGGUACACUAA